Microdochium trichocladiopsis is the source of this 2080-nucleotide messenger RNA. RefSeq lists its product as uncharacterized. The coding region runs from base 474 to 1592 and encodes 372 amino acids. Gene Ontology annotation, biological process: beta-D-galactose catabolic process via UDP-galactose, Leloir pathway. Lineage: Eukaryota; Fungi; Ascomycota; Sordariomycetes; Xylariales; Microdochiaceae. The transcript is spliced from 3 exons. Gene Ontology annotation, cellular component: cytosol. Gene Ontology annotation, molecular function: UDP-glucose 4-epimerase activity. The record is from RefSeq and is a predicted model, not a curated record.
AAAACAAGACCAUUCAUCUUAGAGUUAUGAUUACGCCCUGGGUCGACCCACCGUGCCGGGUGGACCCCUUUUCCCUUUUCCCCCUGACCUGACGGCUCACUGCUUGCCUGCUUGCUCCAGAGGGGUAAAUACGGCUGUAGGUGGCAUGGCGCUCAAGCUGGAGGGGCUCGCGGUGGUGGCCGGUUCAGGGAGGGGCAGCCAGGCGCGCAGCCAACAGGCUCGCAUUGUCCUGCACACGUUGCCGCCACGACGUCGCACUCCUCAGAGUCUGCCACUGCUGUGUGCUGCUGCCAUGGCGAUCACUCAAGGUGGUGCGGCAGGGUGGUGUGCUCCCCCCGUCUGCUAAACCUCCUCGGCGCCGUGUCCGUGUCCACCUCGCAGCCAGCUUCUCGCUUCUUGUUUCCCUCUUCCUCCCAACCUCUACCCCUCAACCUCAGAUUUUGCACAAGCCUCACCCAUUGCAAUCGCCCAUCAUGCCUGUCGGAACCGUCCUCGUCACUGGUGGCACGGGCUACAUCGGCUCCUUCACCUCGCUCGCCCUGCUCGAGAAUGGCUACGAUGUCGUCAUUGUCGAUAGUCUCUACAACUCGUCCGAGGUCGCCCUCGACCGCAUCGAGCUCCUCUGCGGCCGCCGCCCCAAGUUCCACAAGGCCGACCUGACGGACGAGAUGGCUCUCGACAAGGUCUUUGACGAGAACCCGGCGAUUGACAGCGUCAUCCACUUCGCCGCGCUCAAGGCCGUCGGCGAGUCUGGCCAGAUCCCUCUCGACUACUACCGCGUCAACGUCAGCGGCACUGUCAACCUUCUCAACUCGAUGAAGAGGCACAACGUCCCCAACAUUGUCUUCUCCUCCUCGGCCACCGUCUACGGCGACGCCACGCGCUUCGAGAACAUGAUCCCCAUCCCCGAGCACUGCCCCAAGGGCCCCACCAACACCUACGGCCACACCAAGGCCUUUGUCGAGCAGAUCAUCGAGGACUUCAUCAACUCGGAGCGCCAGAACGCCCAGAAGGCCGAGAAGCCGUACGAGCAGUGGAACGGCGCCAACCUGCGCUACUUCAACCCUUGCGGCGCCCACCCCAGCGGCAUCAUGGGCGAGGACCCCCAGGGAGUCCCUUACAACCUGCUCCCCCUCCUCGGCCAGGUCGCUACCGGCCAGCGCGAGAAGCUGCUGGUGUUUGGUGACGACUACGCCUCCCGCGACGGCACCGCCAUCCGUGACUACAUCCACGUGCUGGACCUCGCCCGCGGACACUUGGUUGCCCUCAACUACCUGCGCGAGAAGAAGCCCGGCGUCACCGCGUGGAACCUGGGCUCCGGCCGCGGCAGCACCGUCUUUGAGAUUGUCAAGGCCUUCAGCAAGGCUGUCGGUCGCGACCUGCCCUACGAGGUUGUGCCCCGGCGACAGGGCGACGUGCUCGACCUGACGGCCAACCCGACACGGGCCAACAACGAGCUCAACUGGAAGACGGAACUGAGCGUGGAGCAGGCCUGCAACGACCUGUGGCGGUGGGUGUCCAACAACCCUCAGGGCUACCGCCAGGAGCCCCCGGCGGAGCUCCUUGCUUCCAUCAAGACCCCCUCGUCGUAAAGAAGAGAUUUUGAGCUGGAAGCGGAUGAGCAGUUGUCGUAGAGAGAGCCCACGUGGUGACCAUAGAUAUGCAUACAAAAAUCCGAAAGCAUAGAUCCCCCAAGUAUUUGACAAGCAUUAGGAUCUGGGUGAUUGCCUUAUCGGUCUCUGAGCAAGGCCUGCCUCAGUCUGCAUCGGAUAUCCCUGCUUGACGUAGCAUUGAUUGAGAACACAAAUGAUAGUGUGUGCAGAAGGACUGGGGCCGACUAUCGGGUCAACUGUCCUUGCACGCACGACUGAACUGGCAGGCUGGACACGGCAUUUUCUGGAAGCCUUUGGGUUCAUCCCGAAAGUUGCUGCAGCUCAGUCGUCGUCAGCUUGGUGGGCGGUGCAUAAAGUACGUACACACGUACGUGCGUCGACGGCAGUGCCCAGGCACCAUCGCACUGGUCGAAGACGGUCCUGCCAGGGGUGGAUGGGAUGGGAUGGGAUGGGAUGGGAUGGGAUGG